AUGUUUCAGAUGACGGUCAGGAAGCGCGGCCGCGACGACGACUCGGAUUCUGAGAUUGAUGAAGACAGGUAUAUCAAGAAAGCCCGCCCAGUAUGUAGCGAACAAGCAAACUACGGACAAUUCCGCUUCCAAUCACCUGCGACGUUUCCUCACCGGCCUUCGCCCUCUCCGCCUAGGCUGUUUACCGACAUUCGAUCCAUGACACCAGCCAAAUCAGACUACGGCGGAGCACAAUCACCAGAUUCAGUUUCGGGCGGGCCAGUCUGCUUAUCAAGAGAGUCAAGUAAUAUGGACUACGACAUGGACAUGGAUGAAGACGACUUUGACGUCCGGAGCCAGCCGCCAGAGUCACCCGCAUUAUAUUCAUCCACCAACAGCUUCAUGCGACCAGCCAUGCUGCAAUCGUCUCUCUUCAACUCGGAACCCUCUCCCAGCAACGGCCGUCUCCCAACCCCAAUACACGCCACCUUUAAGCGCGGAGGCAUGAAUGGCUUGGGUUACCCCAUGAGCGGCUCAGCAGGCGGACUUCGCACAUCCGACCCCUCGAUGCAAGCACCGCCUCCAACCUGGAAAUCAUCACGGCAAGAAAAGGAGGAAGACCGAAGCAGACGCAUGCCCUCGCCUAUUAGUGAAGAUGACGACAUUCCAGAUACCCCUACGGCUCUCACUCAAUCCCAACUCUCGCGACUUAGUGUUUCGCACGACUACAUGGAGACGGAGGAGUCGUCCAACCUCGUACCGCCCAUUACGCCUCGCACACGCAAACGAAGCGGCGCGUUGACGGGAAUGGGGAGGUUUAGCAUGGGAUAUCGUGAUGAUUGUGAAAAGUGUAGACAGAGGGUUCCAGGGCAUUAUUCGCACUAUCUUCCGUAG
Messenger RNA from Pyrenophora tritici-repentis Pt-1C-BFP, 873 nucleotides. RefSeq lists its product as uncharacterized. The record is from RefSeq and is a predicted model, not a curated record. Lineage: Eukaryota; Fungi; Ascomycota; Dothideomycetes; Pleosporales; Pleosporaceae.